CGCGCACCGAACUGGCCACGUCAGCCGGCGGGACCCGCACGAAAUGGCGAAAUGGCCAUGCCAUCGCAAAGCUUAGCCAGCCAUCGCAGCCCAAAAGCCUGGUGGGCUUGCCCGAGGGCCCGCACCAUGCUCCCGUGGCUCGUCCUCCCACUGCUCGUGCGAGGCCACGGCGACGACGGCGCCCACACGCACCUAGUAAACUCGAUCAAUGACUGCCCCGACGCGACGUGGUCCUAUCGAGACCACACGUGCUACAAGCUGACGGACAAAUCGUAUACAUUUGAUGAGUGCAACCGCGUCUACUGCCCGUUACUCGCUUCUGGCAACUCCACACUCGCCUGCGUCUCCAGUUCUACCAUCAACGCUUACCUCGCCGGCGAUUUAGAUGGGAAGAAGCACCCGACCUGGGUCGGCCUGCACCAGCGGAGGGCCGACGACGCCGAAAACGGCUGGAUCCGCCAAGCGGCUUCCGAGUGCACCUCCACUUAUACAGCGUGGCGGGACAACGAACCGAACGACUGGUCCGGCUGCACGGAAGACUGCGCCGCCAUGGGCUGGGAGACGAACAAGCCUUCCGAUAUGAAGAAGUGGGUCGACGUCGGUUGCAAUGCGGCGGCCCGGUGCGCGUGCGAGUACCCCUCGUCGCUAUCAGCAUCCUACGUGGCGCCGCGCGAGGUGACCUACGACAGGUGUUCGUGGGUCCGAGUCUACCGCGCGCUCGCGUGGAGUUCCUUGGGACUGCUGGUCGCGGCGGUCGUCUUGAUCGUAGUUGUCCUGCGGGCCAGGCCCGAGGAAGUCGAGGACUCGAGCGACGAGCUCCAGAACCCCAUGAUCGGUAUUGUGGAGGUGCCCUUCGCGACGCCGUAUCGGGUCGAGAGCGGCCUACCUAAUGUAGAGGCGGCGAAGCUCGCUAGAAUAGUCUUGCGAUUGAUUUUUGGCUUUACGUUCCUAAAUGUCGUGUGGUGGGCGCUGACCUGGAUUGUUAUACUAUCUUACGGUAUCGAGCGGAGCGCGACGACCUGGGCCUUCUCGAUUAUUGGAUUGAUCGUGACGUUACUCGCGGCGAAGUUGGGGAUCGCGAGCGUCAAGGCGCCGACCAACGAAGUCUACAAGGGCUGCGGCAACGCGCGGGCCUUCAACUGCAUCAAUUGGGUCCUCGUGGCCAUCUACGGCGUGGGCUUCGUCAUCUCGUUGCUCUCGUUGCCGUUUAACCCCGCCUACCACGAGGUCGUCUCGAACUUCGUCUUCUGCCUGGGUUAUGGGUUGAUCGCGCGGUUCUCGGUGAAACUGCUCGCCGAGGUCCACGCGCCGCCGCCCCCUCUCCCCGUCGCCGCGGCGCGCGAGGUCGACGCGCCGGUGGUCGAAGAGUGCGAGAUGACGGACGUGGCUUUGAAUGAUGAGCCUUCUGCGCGCGUCGUCGUCGCGACCCAGCCGUCGUCGCCGGUCGUCGCGGCGCAGCCCGUGUGAUCUGUUUGUGUAAUUUUAAAC
Messenger RNA from Pelagomonas calceolata, 1488 nucleotides. The record is from the annotation of a GenBank genome assembly. Lineage: Eukaryota; Pelagophyceae; Pelagomonadales; Pelagomonadaceae.